Hydra vulgaris (swiftwater hydra) is the source of this 4655-nucleotide messenger RNA. RefSeq lists its product as uncharacterized. NCBI's taxonomy places the organism in Eukaryota, Metazoa, Cnidaria, Hydrozoa, Anthoathecata, Hydridae. The record is from RefSeq and is a predicted model, not a curated record. Gene Ontology annotation, molecular function: dynein complex binding. Gene Ontology annotation, cellular component: nuclear outer membrane; chromosome, telomeric region; meiotic nuclear membrane microtubule tethering complex. Gene Ontology annotation, biological process: spindle localization; spindle assembly; telomere localization.
UAUAUUGUAGUAAAUUACUUUUUAACGAAUUGCCAAUUUUACUUGUAAAGAUCGACUUGAAUCUUUCUGCUCUUGGAAAUCACAAAAUAAUUAGGAAUGAAUUUGAGGCUUCUCUCUACAAGAUGGAAGACCUAAAAUCUGAAAUCUUGGAUAUUUUAAUUGGAAUUCAUAAAUGCUGUGAUACGCAAAAUAUUGGUUAUGUCAAAGUGUCAACACUUAUUUUAAUUCUGAAAGAGAAAGCAGCAGGAAGUAAGGUUUUGCCCUAUUUAAUUGAUUUAGAAGACAUUUUGGACGAAAAAAGAAUUAAUCCUUACAUCAAUCAAAAUGUGUUUGAAGAAGGAAUGAAAAUAUGGAUCAAAAAAAUAAAACAACAAAGUUCUCGCAUGGAUGGUUUUCAAGAUACGCGACAGUUUUCUUAUGAAUCAACGGAAAAAAAUAAGAUGGAAGAUCUGAAAUCUGAAAUUUCAGAUAUUUUAAUUGGAAUUUUUAAAGUUUGUGACAAACAAAAUCAUGGUUAUGUCCGAGUUUCAACACUUGUUUUAUUUCUGAAAGAGAAAGCAGCUGGUAGCGAGGUUUUACCUUAUUUAAAUGACCUGGUAGAAAUUUUAGACAAAAAAGGAGUUGACCCUUUUAUUAAUCAAAUGGUUUAUGAAAAAGGAAUGAAAAAAUGGAUUAAAAAAAUAAAGAAACAAAAUUUGCAUGGUGAAAGUUUUCCAGAUAUUCAACAGUUUUCUUACAAAAAUUCAACUGAAGAUAAAAAGUUUCAUUCUAAUAUUGAGGGUUUUAGUUCUUUGUUGGUUGAAGAAAGAAAACUAUUAAGUGUUUCAAGUACAUACAGUAAUGAUAGUACAGAAACUUCUGAUUUAAGUUGGGAUAGCAGUGACUGUCAACUUCGUUUAGAAGAAUUAGAAAUAACAAACAAACGUUUACUUGAAGAAAAUAUUAAGUUAAAAAGACAUUUAAAUACUACAGAAGAUCAAAACAUACUUAUUCUACAAGAAAAUGAAGAAAUACGAAAACAGCUUGUAAAAUUUGAAAAAAUUUCUGAAGAUAGCCGUUCCACGUUCAAGAAACAUGAAAAAUUAAAAGCAAACUUAGUCGACACUCAAAUCAGCAAAGCAGAACUGUUAGAAAAAAUGCAGUAUUUGGAGCGUGAGAACCAUUCAUUGUAUGCCACGUUACAAGAUUAUGAAAGCAAGAUUUUGCUUUUGGAUAAUAGUUUACUUCAAAUGAAAGAAGACAGAGAAAAAUUAUCGGAAGAAUUCAAUUCUCAUAAGGAUCUUCUUAAUCAGAUCAAUGAAUUAAGAACUAGUAAAGAAGAAGUUUUAGAGGAAUGUACAAACAAAUCUGAUUAUAUGUCAUCGGUUAUAGUUGAGCUUACUCAAGCAAAUGAGUUGUUAAAAGCCCAGAAAAACAUUGCUGAAAAUGAAAUUUGUGAGCUAAAGCAAGAAAUUAACAGGUUUUCAAUGAUGCCCAGUAUGAACAUGGUGAGCACACCUCUUUGUUCAAGUACAAAGAUUGAAAAAUGGCCUCUUUCUUUACAGCAAGAGCUUAAGUUGGAAUCGGACUCAAAUUGUGCUGACUACUGCGAUUUUUCUGACAGUUUUGGUUCAAAUUUAUCAGAGUCAGAUCAUGCAUACUCGAAUUUUGCAUUCCAAUGUAGGAAACAAUUUCGCUUGAAAAAGGAGCAAGUUGUAAAAAAACUAGAUGAGUUAAUAUGCGUUCGACCGAUGGACAUCGAAGAAACUUCUAUGAUUGUUGAAGAUCUAAAUAUGGAACUAGAUUCUUUGACAGAAAAAAUUACGGAGUUUGCACAAGGAAGACAGGCAGCUGAAAAAAAAGCACAACAGUUGGUAGCUAAAAUGAAAAGAUUAAAAGAUGAAAAUCUUCAACUGCAUGAGGCGCGAGACAAAGCGAUGAUGAAGUUUGGAGAUUUGUCAAUGUUAUCUGUUGAAACUGAAACCAAAAUGCACAGCUUAAUGAAUCAAUUAGGCAACGCACAUCUUAUGUCGAAAAAUCUUGAAAUCGAACAAUUAACUGAUGUCAUAACAAAGUCGGAAGUAGAACGAGAUGGACUGGUUGAUAAUCAUGUUAAUUUGGAAUUUGCAAGAAAAAUCUUUGAAAUGGAGAAGGAAAUUAGCGCAUAUGAAGAAAGUUUAAAAGAUGAGAAAAAGAAAGUUUUACUUGCACAGGAAAAAAUUCACGAAACGGAAGUUAAACAUUCCAGAGAACUUCAAGCACUUUACAAUAUGGUAUCUAAAAAUACUGAAAAAGAGGUACCAACUUACGAUGACGUCAUGAAUGAGCUAACGAACUUCUUAAAAGAAACCAAACGUGAAAUUAAUAAACUGCUGGGCGUACGGAAGUCACCUGAAGGUUAUUCGACUUCACAGUGUUCACAAUUCACUGACCCUGAAAGUGAUUUUAUUGUACAAGAGAGGUUACCUACGCUAUUAAACUGCUCAUCCACAAGGGAAAAAAUCUUAUCAGAAAAUACUGAUUCACAAAAUCAUAAAUAUGUUCAAACUGAUAUUGACAUGCUAAAAGUAAACUUGUGUUAUAAUAAAUUUGAAGUUACUGAGCAAAUCACAGAAGUCUCUGAACGAAAUAAUUCUAUCAAUAGUAUGAAUGAAAAUUACUCCCUCGAGUUUUGCAGUAGACAAAAUGUCGAGGAAAACAAUAACGUAUUAAACUUUGAUGACGUAGAACUUAUGAAAAAUAAAAGUUUUAACAUGAACUCGAGCGAAAAAAAAAGUUUUGAAAACGACGAGAACAUUGGAACAAAUUUUUCACAAGACAAUCCUGUUACUUUAGAAUGUUUUCCUAACCGUGAUGAUUCGGCUAUUUUAAUGGGUAGUAGCAAUUCGGUAAUUUUAAUGGAAAAUUCAGCAAUGCCAUUAGAUAACGAAAAUAAUCCAAACAACGUUUUGCUCAAAAAAACAGAAGAAUUUGGUGAUUGCACAAAAGAUUCAACGAGCUCAGAAGUUCAAAACGACUUUGAUGACUCGUCAGAAAAUAAUGCUAGGCGCCGACGACAUGGAAUUUCUGCAGAACCUGCUCGCGUUUCUUGGAACACAUUGCGUGACUCAUUUAAAGUUUUAACGAGUUUCACCGAAAGCCCGGUCGAAAAUAGUGAUUUCAACUCAAUUGUGAAUUCAAAAAAUAGCGACCUUUCUGACGAUUCCGAACCUAAAUGUAACGAAAGUGUGCAGUCAAGUACAUCAUCUUAUUCUUUGCCUGUUAUUGAAGUUCAGGACGAGGACGAAAAGUCACUCAUCGGUUCGCAAGUUGAUUUAGAUAGCGAGAGCAAUGAGAGUUCAAUGAAAAAUGUUUCUUUAAAGGUUCCGCGGCAGUAUGAGAAUUUAAAUGCACCUUACCUCAUUCCAUCAAAAUGUGAAGUAUUAAUUGAAGACGAAGCAUUGGAAAAGAUGUAUCAGAAUGUUGUUUUUUCAUUUAAUACUGAUCAGUUCACUCUUCAGCGCAGACUAGAAAAUCAGGAACGCGCGAGAGAUGUUGCAGAACGCGGCAUGGAUAAAGAACUCGAGAAACUACGUCACGAAAUUAAGAAAUUAAUUUCUUUAAAAAAAGGAACUCAAGAAUACAAGGAAGCCGAAGAAUCAUUAAACAAACAAUGCGACAUUCUUCAAAGGUCUGCAAUGAAAAUCUCUGCACAAUCAGAACAACAUGGUUGUUAUCAACAUGAAAAUUUAGUUACUAGCUCCCACGAAAUAAUGAUAGCAUAUGUGGAACACCUCAAAGAAAGAAUUUCUAAACUCAACAAAGAAAUAGUUGAACAUAAGAGACGUUUCAAUGAGUGUCGUUUUGAUCUCUCUGAUACGUCAGAUGUGGAAACAAAAUCCCACUUACAAUACCCUGAUGACGGUGCCGAUUUACAAUAUGGAGAUAAUAUCACUGCCGACGGAGAUAACGCAAAAGAAGCAGAAGAAAAAACAAAGAGCAAUAAGUUUUCUGUUAUUUCGAAAUCGUUGGUUGUAACUAAGCGACUUAAAAGAAGGAAUUUAGAACCAGAAGAUACGCCUAAUAAACGAGUAAGCUUUGACACAACCCCAGUAUCUGAUAUUAAAAACUUAAAAAGGAAAAGUGGCGACAAAAAAGAAUUAGAAAUAACGACAUUUUAUUCGAAUUCGUUUUUUAACACUAUAAAAAAGCAAGCGUCUACAACGAUAAUUAUCUGCCUCUGCGUAACGUUUUUGCUUUAUGCAAUGUACUUAUUCGUGAAAAAUGCUUUUGAAAUUGAUACAAUACGCUUUCAUGAUAUUUUACUCAGAUAUAUACCACACACUAUAGAAUACCAAAACAAAAACAAUGAGAAAAGUUGAUAUCCUUUGAAAAAAGUUGACAUCGCCACAAGAAAAGUUUCUGUUUUAUGUUUUUACAUUGCUUCUUAGUAAAAAGACUUUUUAAAUUAUUUCUACCGUAUAUAAAAUAUUUAACUCAAUUUGUUUAUGCGAACCAAAACCAGUACUCUGGUUUGCAUGCUUACAACGUGAUCGGUAAUGCUUUGCGAUUUUAAAAAUUGUUAAAAAUCACGUUGUUAAGUUGACAACUCAUACUAAAAUUGCCACUAUUUAUAAAUAUUUUAUUAUGUAUAUUUAUCAAAUUAUAUAUUUUAUUAUUCUUAUUUUGUUGAUUAA